Molecule: messenger RNA, 2991 nt
Organism: Apis florea (little honeybee)
Lineage: Eukaryota; Metazoa; Arthropoda; Insecta; Hymenoptera; Apidae
Source: RefSeq, a predicted model, not a curated record
CAUUGCAUUUGAAAUAUGGACAUAUUCAAGAUAACGUUCAUCCUGACGGCGAUGGCACUGGUCGUCUCGAGCACCGAUACGGCGGAUCUACCGAAACCGAGCUACGCCAGAACGAUGCUGAAGGUAUCGCGAAGCCUUCCAGGCGAGACCGAGGAGUUGAAGGUGCGCACGAGCGAAGGGAACGUGGCAACUUUGAUCGUGAAACGUAGAGAGAAAUCGGCGAACGAGACGAAAAGCGUGCCGGAGGACGAGAAUUCCCAUGAUUCUGGGAUGGCAACGAGCGCGGGGAACGGGACGUAUUGGAACGCGUCGAUAAAGUCCGAGGCGAGAAGCAAGGAGGAGAUAAAGAGGCUGGAAGACGCCCAGAUAGAGCAACUGAGAGCGAAACUGUCGGACGAGGCGGACGCGAGGAAAAGCUUCUCGAAAGCUGAGAACGAGUCUGCGGGGGAGGACGAGGACGAUCGGCCGCCUAUCGGCGAGAGGAAUAUCGAUUACGGGAACUGGACGCCCCUGGGUAUGGACGGAAGGGCUGUCGUCCGACUCGAGGGAUCGAGCACCGAGGAAUACCAAAGUUGGAAACCCCUUCGAGCCUCGAAGACGACCACCGCCGCCACCAUAGCCGAGGAUAGAUCAAACUACGCGAGGUUCGAUCCCGUUUUCCCUGCCGGUGGACUGCUACUGCCGCGCCAUCUUCAAGACAGAUCGCAGAGGAAGCUGGAAUUAGGGGAGAGCGAGGAGGGGACGCGUUACGCGUUCCUGCCGCAUCAGGUGCGCUCGUCGAGGACCAACGUCGGGGCGAACGCGUCCAAGAACAGGGAUGGUAAGAACGUGCCGGCCGAGGUGGUGGUCAGAUCGGAGAUAAACGUGAAAACGAGCCCGAAGAGGUCGGCGAUGACGUUGGACGGGGAUGGGACACCCGUGAUCCACGGGAAAAGGGUCCCGGACGAGCCGAUCGACAAGAUUCAAACUUGGCGGAACGCUCGGGUGAUCAACAACAAAUUGAUCCACGAUGGGGCAUCCAGUGGGGGAGAUAGCACGGGGGAUCUCACUUCAAACUUUUAUCCGACGGAGAAUGUUUUAGAGAGGCAGAGGUUCGAGAGGUUCUUCCAGAACGUGAAUAGAAGGUACGGUAAAGAGUACGAGGAGGAAGGGAAGAACGUGUUCUUCGAGUGGGAUCCUAAGAAUUACAAAAACGAGGCGUUGAAAGCAGAGGUGUACGAGGCAAGAACGGACAGCUAUCGAAGCAACGGGCGCAAACGAAUGCUCCACCCUGACGGAGUGUCCGUCUACCCCGUGUCCCAAUUGUACACGCCCGAGAGCCAGAAAAUAGCGCCAAUCGCCCUGAAACCGGGCGCCAGAGCGCCCGUCCUCCAAUACGCCCAUCCGGAAUUAGGCGUCCAACCGGCCAAGAUCGUGAAGAACGAGAAGAAACGGCCCGACAACUUUCCGGAGAAUCAGUACUCGUUCACGGAGCAAAGGCAGAAGAAGAAAUACGUGUUGAACGACAAGAACAUCGUCGACACCUACACGACGAAGAAUUACUAUCCCAACCAACAUUUUUACGGAUUGAAGAGGCCGAGCGAUGCCCCGUUCUGGGUGAAAAUCUCCGAGAACUUGAAAAAUCAAUUCUCGAACAGCGUGGAGAAGAUGUCGCAAUUCACGAAACCGGUGAUCGAUCCCCUGGUGGAGGCGACCCAUAAAAUUUCCCAAAACUUGGGCCUCUCGAACGGGAAGGAGGCCCAGGACAAAGUUGGUACAGUCACAUCCGGCACCAGUAUCCUGAUCCCGGCGCUGGGCCUCGUCGCUUCAGGUGCCGCUCUUGGGAUCGGCGCAGUCGCAGUCGGCAGAUAUCUGGACGUGGAUGUGUUGAAAAGAUCGAAUGACGCGUUGGCAUACGGCACCGAGGUCGAGUAUCAAAGAGCUUUGGACGAGGAGUUGGCGGGGCGGGGAGGAGAUGGUAAAACAGGAGACGGAACGUACGACGGGACGGUGUACUUGCUCGAGGAAGGGAAGAGGAAGGGCGAGGAGGGCAAGGUUGCGUCGUCGAACGAUCGAGAACGAGGAGUUUUGUUGAUCGUCGAGGAAGAGGAUCGAGGAAAGGGGAGGGAGAACAGAGACGAAAGGAUGGAAGAUCAGAAACGAAAUUUAAGAAGGAGACGGAGCCUCAAUUACUUGGACGUGUUCCAGGCUGAGGGGAAUUUGAAAAAUUUGAUCAGGAAUAAACGUCUUCAACGAAAAGGAGCCGAUUCUAUUAGCGAGAUCGUGGAGAUAGAUCUUCCCGUUCGUAAGGACAGCGUAAACGGUGUGACGGAGUUUCUCGUUCCGGGGAGAAGGACGACGGAUCGAGUUGCGCCCUCUCCCAACGAGGAAGCUCCCGCCAUUUUGAUAAUCGACAGUGGCUCCACACCGGCAAAAUUUCUUCAAACCAACGACGAGGCCGACAACGAUACGAAAAAUUCAGACUCGAAGAACUCUGUGGAGGAUGAGACGAGAGAUUCGAUAGACGGGAGAGAUGAGAGACGAAGAAGAAGGAGAAGCGUCGAAAGCGAUCAGGAAUUGGAGGAUGCGCUUCAAAAUUUGGAGAACGCCGAGAUCGCGGAGGUGGCUCACAUAGAUGGAGACUGGACGAAUACGCCUUGUGCAAAGAGGAUAUUUUGCGACACCAUGAUCCAGAGAGGGCCAGACGCUGUUAUCACGAUGGAGAAGAAAAUGGCCGCCCUUUUGAGUCUAAUUCAACCAGGAGCAGCCGUCCAAGUGUCGAGCCAUUUCCAACAGGUUAUGGACGCGGUGCGAAGACACGAUUGUUCGAGCUUCUUGUGUCCCCAGGCUAGGCCCGGGAACGUCUUCUUCUAGAUCCUUCUUUUAGAUUCGACUCCCCCACCUCCUGGGGAAGGAAAGCGGAAAUGAUAAAUCGUCGAUUUCACGAACGCUGGUGAAAGCGUUCGGGACACUUCGAUUCGACAGACUUGCUCUCCUUCUUCUCGAAAAUUU